Messenger RNA from Linum tenue, 1784 nucleotides. The record is from the annotation of a GenBank genome assembly. Lineage: Eukaryota; Viridiplantae; Streptophyta; Magnoliopsida; Malpighiales; Linaceae.
UUAGUUUUAAGUUUUAACCGGACCGACCUAUAAAGGCUAUAAUUACCAAGUUGUCUGACUUGUUUGCAAAGAAACCCAAAUACUCUUCUUCUUUGCAUUCGCUCGAAGGUCUUCGAAGUUCGAACACUCGUCUCUCACCGCUCUCCCGAAGUUCCACACCGGAAGCAGAACCGACGAUCCAUUACAGCAAAGAAUAAGCAUGGCUACCGAAAAGUCUGUGGUGGGAGUGAUCAGGGCAGCGAGGCCGACGUUUAGGAAUAAUCAGGACAAGAUCGCAUUCGUUGUUCACGCUUCCUUCCACGCCGCUGGUUACUUGCUCACCGCGACGGGGAUUCCCGCCUUGUCGGAAUCCGCUCUCUCUUCUACCUCCUCAGACGAGGUUGGGAUUGAUAACUGGAACGAGGUUGAUGGCGAGUAUGGGUUCGUGUAUGUGAACCCUGAGAAUUUAGGGAAGAGGGUUCUGGUUAAAUGUUUGGCGAUGAACGACCAGCUGGUGGUUAGUGCUUUGCUUGUUGAUGCGGGUUCCAAUUCCGGGGCAGACCCUGUUCAUAUGGAAAUUAGUGUUAACAACUAUGUUGGCGAGAAUGGGGCCUCGAAUUACUCUGAGCAGUUCAAGAAGUUAGAUAAGCUGAUUUCCAGUAUCAACACCGAGGUCUUGUCUAAAUUGGGUGGCUCUUCCCAUUCUGGCUCGUCAAGUGAAUCACGAAGUCAAGCAAGUGAUACAUCAAGGCAUGCUGGGAAUGAACCACGCAAUCCAUCGCACAACCCUAGCCCUCAUCCUUCUGGAGUUAUAGUCCCUCCUGUUCCUCCCUUUGGCAUGGAUGAUCUUGUUCCUGGGGCUGGUGCUGGAAUGUACCCUAGAAGGGGUGGUUUUGGUGGUGAUGGUGGCAUGCUUCUAGGGCCUAAUGACCCUAGAUGGUUUGGCGGGGAUAAUGGAGGGCUUGGUUUCCCUGGAGCACAACCAGGUGUUCCUCCUGGUGCCCGUUUUGAUCCUUAUGGCCCACCCGGAAUUCCAGAGAUCCAGCGAGGCCUGGAAGGGGAAGGGGCGUUGAUCCAGACAUUGAGCAGCCUGGCCACGGCUUUGAUUACAUCUGAUAUUGCACCGCGUUUUUGUACUCGCAUUAGCAACGACGAGACUGUGUUUCAGAAGUUGCUUAAUAAGGUUGUAUGCGAUACUAGGUCUCGUUUCGAUUGUACAUAUCGAAUUUUGGAGGCGAAUAGGCACACCAUAAUACUGAUGCAGGCUUCCCCCAAUAGAGCAACCAGAACUUUCAUGGAUUUCGGGUCUAUAUCUCAGGCCAUGGAAGGCAUUUGUGGACUAUAUGAGAGAAAGCUUAAGGAAAUCAAUCCAGCAUUGAGAAACCUCAGCUAUGACAUUGCGGAUCUCUACAAUUUUAUUGAUGGCCUUGCAGACUUGAGCGCAUUAGUCUAUGAUCACACAAUUCAGGCUUAUCUGCCAUAUGACAGGCAGUGGAUCAAACAGAAGACAUUUCAACACCUCAAGAAGUUGGCACAUUGAUUGCUGACAAUACUCUGCUGCAUCUUGUCUACUGGUGAUAUUAUUUUUAUGUAAUCUGCUAUAGCGGUCCCAUUCAGUAACUGAGUUUUCAGAGUGCACAUUGAGUGUAUACUUUUCUGCACUUUGCCACAAACUCAAAAAGUUGCGUGUUUAGAGUUUGAGAACUCUAUUCUACCAAUGCUUGCCCGACUGUAAUACCCUGGCUGUGACCUCUCAUUGUGCAUAUAGAAUUUGAUUUAGACGAAUUUGGCAGUUCUCCUCUGCA